AUGACAACUGAAUUGCGUGGAACACCGCUUACGAACCAAUUGACGCGAUCCCUCGAACUUCAAGCUUCUGUGCAAUCGGACCAUGUCAAACUCAUCAACACUUCCGGGAAGCGCAUCGUGUUUGGAGUGAGCACGGCCCAGAAGAAAGCGACGACGACGCCGACCGGAGUGCUCGAUCCCAACGAGUCCAUCAUUUUCGUGGUGAAGUGCGAGGGUACUGAGGUAAUUGAGUUCAAAUUCUCCUCGCGGAAACCUGAAUAAGUUGCAGCAAAACGAUAGAGUUACGAUUAUCUACACAAUUCCUCCGGAGGGAUCUGAUAAGCAGUACAGAUCCGAUUAUUUCCUCGCCGAGAACAGCUUGGUGGUCAGAAAGAACCUGCCGAACCGUUUUGCCAAAAUCACUGCGGUUCUGGCCUGUUCAGUUAACUAA
Messenger RNA from Caenorhabditis sp. 36 PRJEB53466, 430 nucleotides. The record is from the annotation of a GenBank genome assembly. NCBI's taxonomy places the organism in Eukaryota, Metazoa, Nematoda, Chromadorea, Rhabditida, Rhabditidae.